Messenger RNA from Saimiri boliviensis boliviensis (Bolivian squirrel monkey), 2584 nucleotides. RefSeq names its product mitochondrial poly(A) polymerase (gene MTPAP). Gene Ontology annotation, biological process: RNA 3'-end processing. Gene Ontology annotation, molecular function: poly(A) RNA polymerase activity. The record is from RefSeq and is a predicted model, not a curated record. Gene Ontology annotation, cellular component: mitochondrion. Lineage: Eukaryota; Metazoa; Chordata; Mammalia; Primates; Cebidae.
AUGCGCGGAAAUGCACUGACCUUUCAUCUUGGCGCAUGUGCUGUUUUUUUUUUUUUUUUUUUUUUUUAACAAUGGCGGUACCCGGAGUGGGUCUGUUGACCCGUUUGCACCUAUGUACCCAGAGAAGAACUCGGGUCCAGCGGCCUGUCCUCAGGCUCCUGAGUUGCCCAGGAACUGUGGCCGAAGACCUCAGGAGAGACGAGCAGCCUCCGGGGAGCGUGGAGACAGGCUUUGAAGACAAGAUUCCCAAAAAGAGAUUCUCUGAGAUGCAAAAUGAAAGACGAGAACAGGCAAAACGGACUGUUUUAAUACAUUGCCCAGAGAAAAUCAGUGAAAAAAAGUUUCUUAAAUAUUUAUCCCAGCAUGGACCUAUUAAUAAUCAUUUCUUCUAUGAAAGCUUUGGUCUGUAUGCUGUCGUAGAAUUUUGCCAGAAGGAAAGUGUACAUUCACUGCAAAAUGAGACUUGUGCUCCAAGCAAGGGCAUCGAGGCAGCAAUUCCAUUCCGGUCACGUUUCUUCAAUCUAAAGUUGAAAAACCAGACUUCUGAACGGUCAUGUGUGCAGAUGAGUAAUCAGUUGCCACCUUCAAGCAAGAAGCUUUUUCAAGUACUUUGUGAUGCAGAAAGUAUUGAUGAUCAGCUGAACACUCUCUUGAAGGAGUUCCAGCUAACAGAGGAGAACACUAAGCUCCGAUAUCUCACCUGUUCUCUUAUUGAAGACGUAGCAGCCGCUUAUUUCCCGGACUGCAUAGUCAGACCCUUUGGCUCCUCAGUGAAUACUUUUGGGAAGUUAGGAUGUGACUUGGACAUGUUUUUGGAUCUCAAUGAAACCAGAAACCUCAGCACUCACAAGACCUCAGGAAAUUUUCUGAUGGAAUUUCAAGUGAAAAAUGUUCCUUCCGAAAGAAUUGCAACUCAGAAGAUCCUGUCUGUGCUAGGAGAGUGCCUUGACAACUUCAGCCCUGGCUGUGUGGGUGUGCAAAAAAUACUAAAUGCUCGCUGUCCGCUCGUGAGGUUCUCACACCAGGCCUCUGGAUUUCAGUGUGAUUUGACUACGAACAAUAGGAUUGCCUUGACAAGUUCUGAACUCCUUUAUAUAUAUGGUGCCCUAGACUCAAGAGUGAGAGCCUUGGUGUUCACUGUACGAUGCUGGGCUCGAGCACAUUUACUAACAAGCAGUAUUCCUGGUGCAUGGAUUACAAAUUUCUCCCUUACAAUGAUGGUCAUCUUUUUUCUCCAGACAAGAUCACCCCCUGUUCUUCCAACACUGGACUCCUUACAAACCCUAGCAGAUGCAGAAGAUAAAUGUAUAAUAGAAGGCAACAACUGCACAUUUGUUCGUGACUUGAAUAGAAUUAAACCUUCAGAGAACACAGAAACAUUAGAAAUACUACUGAAGGAAUUUUUUGAAUAUUUUGGCAAUUUUGCUUUCAAUAAAAAUUCCAUAAAUAUUCGACAGGGAAGGGAGCAAAACAAACCUGAUUCUUCUCCUCUGUACAUUCAGAAUCCAUUUGAAACUUCUCUUAACAUAAGCAAAAAUGUAAAUCAAAGCCAGCUGCAAAAAUUUGUACAUCUGGCCCAAGAAAGUACCUGGAUUUUACAACAGGAAGAUCUAGAUGGACCUGACACAUCAGGCAAUCGGUCCUGGGGCCUGGUAGCCCUGCUGCUACCAUCUGGAGCAAACAGAAAAUCCGUUGGCAAGAAGAAAAGCAAAAAGGCUACAAGUGAAAAAAUCAAAGUCUUGUUAGAAUCCAUAAAAAGUAACAGAACAGAAAAUUUCACAGAUACCAAUGGGAAAAGAAAUGUUAGUACUCAAACAUAAUGGCUGCUAUGUUGUGUAAAGAACUGGUCUUACCUUAUCAAAUCAUCUGUGGACUACUAGGAAAAACUGGUUUGAAACUUUCACAGAUCUCAACUUUCAUCUGAUGUCACUUUUCAUGAUCUUCUCAUUGGCUCCCUUUACCUGGUCUAAAGUUCUGGGAUGUUUUCAGUCUGAUACUCAGUGGCACUUUAUUACAACGUCAGCUGUGGAGUGUGAGUGCAUUCCUGUAGUCCCAGCUGCUCAGGAGGCUGAGGCAGGAGGAUCUCUUGAGCGCAGGAUUUUGAAUCCAUCAUGGACAAUGUAGCAAGAUUCCAUCUCUAAAAAAAUGAAAAUAAACUCGCCACAAGGAACAGUAAAAGAUUAUUGUAAUGUGCUUUAACUAAAUAGAUAAACUGUAUUAAACAAAUGCUAAAACUCAGUUUUAGGAUGAAACCGUUGUUGAUAUCCACAUCAGUCCCUGUUUAGAAAACAUUUAAAAUGACUUUUAAUUGUGCAUAAUAUGCUGGCAAUGAAUACAUUAGCUUCAGAAUUUGGUAGUGCUCUUGAAUAUGUAUAUUUGUAUUUUUCAAGCAAAGUUCUCUUAUUUACAUAUACCUUAAAGUGGGUUGGUACUGAUAUAAAAAAAUGUUUGUGUUUUUAGAACAGACACUUUAGUUACUGCAUUCUUAGGUAUUCCAAGCCAAAUAUGAUGACAUCAGUAGAUUGUAUUUUUUAAAUAUUGUUCGAUUUUUCUGUUUUCAAAAAUAAAACCGUGUUUCUAACUA